Messenger RNA from Limulus polyphemus (Atlantic horseshoe crab), 2135 nucleotides. Its product is annotated as endoplasmic reticulum resident protein 44-like. The transcript has 13 exons. The record is from RefSeq and is a predicted model, not a curated record. NCBI's taxonomy places the organism in Eukaryota, Metazoa, Arthropoda, Merostomata, Xiphosura, Limulidae. Bases 120 to 1340 code for a protein of 406 amino acids.
CAAGUUUUCCAUGAGACGAGAGUUUGUGGGUCGAUCGAGGGUGUUCUGACUGAGUUAGGGUUUUAAAAUUUAAGUUUAAUAUAGGACGUGGGAUUAAAAUUAUUCCUUUUGUUUUCGAGAUGGAGUUAUGUUUUGUAUAUGCAUUUAUUAAUCUGUUUUCUAUAUUCAACAGUAUCAGUGGUGAGGCAGUUCAGUUAACAUCACACAACUUCGACAGAUAUGUUUUAAGCCAUGAAUUAGUAUAUCUUAAUUUUUAUGCUGAUUGGUGCAAGUUCAGCCAGAUCUUAGCGCCAAUUUUCAAUGAGGCUGCAGACCGUAUAACAAAAGAAGUUCAAGAACCUGGUAAAAUUCUUUUUGGAAAGGUAGACUGUGAUACAGAAACUAACAUUGCAACCAGAUUUCACAUCACAAAAUACCCAACUCUAAAACUGUUAAGGAAUGGAAAACUCAUGAAAAGGGAAUAUAGGGGUCAACGGUCAGUAGAUGCCAUUACAGAAUUCAUUCGAGACCUCUUAAAAGACCCUGUUGUUGAAAUAAAGGAGCAAAGUGAUUUUGAUAACAUUAAAGAAAGUACAGGGGCAGGGAUAUUGUAUCUCUCUAGUAGAGCUCAUCGUCAAUAUGAAGUGUUUAGAAAAGUGGCCAUGGACCUUCGAGAUGAUUGCCAGUUUUUUGUUGUAACAGGAGACCUAGCUAAAACAGGACCUAAGGAUGAAGGAAGUAUUAUCUUCAAACCUGCUAGGUCAAAGCUUGGUGAAAAUAAUGAAAUAUACUUAGGUGUGUUACUGAGUUAUGACGAACUCAGUGAUUGGAUGACAAAUCGUUGCAUUCCUCUAAUCAGGGAAAUCAACUUUGAAAAUGCUGAGGAACUGACAGAAGAAGGACUGCCUUUCUUAAUCUUAUUCCAUGAUCCUGAGGACAAAGAAAGUGUGAAAAAAUUUACGAAAGAAGUUAGAUCCCAGUUGCUGGGUGACAAGAGUAGCAUCAACUUUGUAACAAGUGAUGGACAUAAAUUCUCACAUCCACUACAUCAUUUAGGCAAAACUCAGAAAGACUUGCCUGUUAUUGCUAUUGAUAGUUUCCGACAUAUGUAUCUUUUUCCUGAAUUCAAUGAUAUAAGUGUUCCAGGAAAGCUUAAACAGUUUGUUGAGGAUUUUUACUCUGGAAAACUACACAGAGAAUUUCACUAUGGUCCUGAAGUAACAACUAGCUCUCAGUCUGACAGUUCCCCAGCCAAUGGGCAGGGGGAGAGACAGAAGGUACAAACUCAUCUACCAGAGUCAACUUUCAGAAAGUUAGCCCCAUCUAGGAACAGAUAUACAAUCUUACAUGAUGAAUUAUGAAGUUGUGAGGAUUUAUUUUUGUUUUGUUGACCAUUCGUUGGAGAUACAGUUAUCAGACAUGGAAGGAAUUUGGUGUUUCUUUCUAAAAAAAAACAAUUAUUAUUUCUGUUUCCAACUAUAAAGCAGUGAUUUCAAGGUUUGUCUAAGCAACAAGGACCAAGUAGAGUUUAAUUAAAAGUACUGCAACUAUAAAUACAAGUUAAAAUUGUGUAAAAAAUAUAAGUUAAAGUGGUAUUACUGAAGUGUUUUCUGUAGUUAAAUUUUUCUAUUUAAGAAAAACAAAUGCAAAAAUGAUAAAAAUCUUGUUUGUAAUUAUAAUUUUUAAAGAUCAUCCAAAACUUGUUCUAAAUGUAUUAUUUUGCAGAGACAAAAAAUAUAAAAGUGUAUUAAGUAUACUUGCUCAAUUUAAAAUAAUUUUACAUUAUAAUAUCAGUCAACAUGCAGAACUUUAUAAACAGAUUUUUUUUUAAUUGAGAUCCAAGUAUUUAUAUUUAUAUGUAUUUUUGGUAAAUGCUAUCACUACAGUUCAUGUUGUUCUCAGAUAAUGCCAGAUCAUGUAUGGGAAUGUUUAUAAAUGGUUUUAUUACAUGGUGGCUAUCAUUUUUGUAAUAAGAUUUUCCUUCAUAGUAAUUAAUUUGGUAUAUCAUGUUCUAGAUACCCAUUUUGUAACUAAAUUUUUACAUUUUUGUUAUUGAGUACUUAAAUUUGGUUUUAAUGUUCCAAGUUUUCCUGUACAUAUCUUGGUGAAUCUCCCGAAAUAAUAAACAACCAUUGUGCUCUACUAGUAUUGUGAAA